Messenger RNA from Hippopotamus amphibius kiboko, 2577 nucleotides. It is a transcript of the gene NOBOX, whose product is annotated as NOBOX oogenesis homeobox. Lineage: Eukaryota; Metazoa; Chordata; Mammalia; Artiodactyla; Hippopotamidae. The record is from RefSeq and is a predicted model, not a curated record. Bases 1 to 2577 code for a protein of 858 amino acids. Gene Ontology annotation, molecular function: DNA-binding transcription factor activity, RNA polymerase II-specific; RNA polymerase II cis-regulatory region sequence-specific DNA binding. The transcript is spliced from 11 exons. Gene Ontology annotation, biological process: regulation of transcription by RNA polymerase II.
AUGACCAUCGCCGGCAACCUCCAACCAGCCUUUCUUGGGGUUUCCAAAGGGAGCAGCUCUGCAGAGACUUUCGCAGCUCCCAGUGUCUCCCCUGGUCGCUGGCACCCUCAGCUGUGUCAUGGGGAUAUGAGUCUUAGAGGAGUCAGAAUGAAACACCAGAUGCCUGGAAUUUUGAUCAUGUUGCGACGCAGUGGCUCUCGAAGUCGCCGUCCACAGUUCACAAGGAAGGGCCCUCUGUCUCCAAGGCCAAGUCGCUACCAAGCCCAUCGCCAAGUCCGGCCCAGGGAGCUGGUGGGCCCUGAACGCCGUGGCCCCCGAGGGCAAGCCGUCGGGACCGGACCCGUAGGUGGGCCCUCGCCCAACGCCCCGCGUGCAGCUCCCACCCACCGGGGAGGGGCCGCGGCGGAGUCGGCACCUGCCCGGGCUCGGGGCUCGGGCCGGCGGGGGCGGGGAGCGGCGUGGGCCUCGGGCCUGGGCGCUCCGCAGCUGCGCCACGCGCCGCCCUCCCGGGUGGGCCUCGCGGGCGUUGGGUGGGGGCGCGGGCUCCCCGGGCGCGGCUCCGCACACCUGCCCGCACGCGAGGCUUCAUUAGGCGGCACGCCUGCAGCCCGGCGGCCGCGUGCGGGAGUCCAAGCCAUGGAGCCCGGCCUGGAGCGCGGCCCGGAGCCGCGGGGUGAGUGCGCGGGGGGCCUGGGGCGGACUCAGGCGACUCUAGAGCCCGGGCAGGCCGGGGCGGGGGGCUGGAGGGGAGCUGAGGGGGGUUCGACGGGGCAUCCAGCCUUGCGGCUUCACGCCCUGGAGGCCUGCAAACCCUCUUCACCAGCUGGAAGCAGCAGGUCCUCCUGGUCCGGGCUAAGGUGGGGGGGGUGCUGGCUCUCCACAGGCCAGGAGGGUGGAGGCAAGUCCCUGGCUGCCAGGCUGGAGGAGGAGGAGGAACCCCUGCAGAGCUCAGCCCCCCACACUCAGGAAGCCCCAAGCGAGGAUGUGCCCCUCUCCUGUGCUGUUGUCGGGGAGAAGCAGCCGUCAGAGGCACCUGGAGAAGGAGCUGGGGCUGGUGCUGGGAGAGCCUGCCAGCGCCCAGGCUCCGAGGCUCUCCACAAAGACAGAACCCUGGCCCUGCCUAGACCCCAGCCUCAGGGGGAAGGGCAACCCCUCCCAGUGAGGGAGGGGAAGCCAGGGAAGAGAUCCUGCUCUCCUAUCCCUGGUAAGCAGAAAAAGCCUGUGGGUCUGGCCUCCGCGGCAUCUCCCAGUGUCGCUAACCCGGCUCGGGCCACGUACAACCCAGUGCCUUGUGGGUCAGGCCGGGGGUCCUGCCAUCUGGCCAACCUCCUCAGCACAUUAGCCCAGAACAACCAAAACCCAGACCAGAAGAAGAGGUCCCUGGAAGUGACCUGCCAAGGCCAGAAAAAGAAGCGAACCCUAUACCGCUCAGACCAGCUGGAGGAGCUAGAAAGGGUCUUCCAAGAAGACCACUAUCCGGACAGCGAUAAACGCCGGGAGAUCGCCCAGACGGUGGGGGUCACGCCCCAGCGCAUCAUGGUGUGGUUCCAGAAUCGCCGGGCAAAGUGGCGAAAAGUGGAGAAAAUGCAUGGGAAGGAGAGCAAGGACACUCCUGCCAGCCCUGCCCCCGCCCCCGCCAGCAACCAGGGCAGCUCUGCAGCUGAGCUGCCACCUGCUGUGCCUGUAGACCCCGAGCCUGGGACCUUCCCUCAGGACCCCCCUCUGGAUCCCCUUCCAGAGCCCGCCAUGCUGCUGACAUCCGACCAGACUCUGGCACCAGCCCAACAGAGUGAGGGUGCCCGGGGGGUGGCGGUGACCCCACCCCUCUUCAGCCCCCCACCUGUGCGGAGAGCCAACCUUCCCUUCCCCCUCGGCCCCAUCCACAACCCCCAGCUGAUGUCUCUGCUGCUGGACACUCCAGGCAGUGACAGCAGCCUCAAGGAUGGCCCUUGUGGAUCGUGGGGGACAAGCAUCACGCCGCCGCCCACCUGCUCCUACUUGGAGGAGCUAGAGCCCCAGGAUUACCAACCCAGCAGCCAGCCGGGCCUGUUCCAGUUCUCCCAGGCUCCCCAGACCCAGCUUUUCCAACACCCCCAGCCCCAGUUUCCAUACCUGCACCCCUUCCCCUUCCACAUGCCCAGCUCACUGACCCCUCCACUGCCAGAAGACUCUCUCUUCACAUUGUCCUGUGGCCCCAGCGGGGGCACAUCCCCAGGCUAUUUCCCAGGCCCUGCAUCAGGACAGAACCUGCUGCAGCCCCCUGCCGGGAACGUGGGUACAGUGCCCUGGAGUGACCCCUGCUUGCCAGACCUGCCCUUCCCUGGUCCCUUCUGUCCGCCAGCUCUGGGGGCCCCCCCAGGAGGGGACGGCUACUUCCUGGAUCUGUUUGCAGCCCCCUAUGCGCAGGCCUCGAGCAGGCAGGCUUCUCCGGGCCCCGCCCGGCUGCCUGAAGGGUCCAGGCCUGGAGCCGGACCCCUGCUCAGCAAGGCCCCAGAGGAGCUGCCUGCCGCCGCUGUGGAGCUACCCUCAGCCCCUGAGGAGGGCCGACAGGAAGACAAGAAGAGCCACGGCCCCUAG